UUUAUCUUUAAUUUCUUAUAUAAGAAAAUACAUUAAGAAUUCACGAAAAUACAAACCCAUUUGCAAAUAUGUUACUCAACUUGAUCAAAAUAUAUAUAAUAAUUUUCUUUAAUUACUACACCAUCCAUAAACUUAAAAAAAAAAAAAUUAAGCUUACAAAUAGUGUUUGAUAAACCGACCAAACUGGUUGACAUAAUACAUAAAUUAAGAUAAAUGCAAUUGAAACCAAGACUAAUUAGACCAAAUGGCCCAUGGGCUAACUUAUGAGGCUGAGAUUAUUGUCAUAUUCAAAUGGUUGUUUCGUCCCAUUCUCUCGACGCCGGAGCCAUUGACCGAAUUUUCAGCUAACUCCCAUGGCUGAAUCAAGUUUGAACUCCUCCGUCGAUCAAACUUACACUGAAAUUGUUGUUGUUCGUCAUGGAGAAACAUCUUGGAAUGCAGAGAGAAAAAUCCAGGGUCAUAUAGACGUUGAGCUAAACGAUGCAGGGAGACAACAAGCAGUGAGGGUUGCUGAGCGGUUAUCAAAGGAGCCUAGGAUAUCUUAUGUCUACUCUUCUGACUUGAAGAGAGCCUUUGAGACUGCUCAGAUCAUUGCUGCUAAAUGUGGCAAUCUUGAGGUGAUUACUGAUCCUGACUUGCGGGAAAGACAUUUAGGAGAUAUGCAAGGUCUUGUGUAUCAAGAAGCUUCCAAGGCCUUUUUAUCUAACCGUACAGACGUUGAUAUUCCAGGUGGAGGAGAAAGUCUUGACAAACUAUAUGAUAGAUGUACAUCUGCAUUGCAAAGAAUCGGCGACAAACAUAAAGGUGAGAGAGUGGUGGUAGUGACUCAUGGAGGUGCCGUGCGAAGCUACACGGCUCUGGGUGUGAUACGAUCUCUCUAUGAAAGAGCUCGUCCAAAAGCACGAAAAGUUGACAAGAUUCUCAAUACAUCAGUUAAUGUGUUCCGUUUAUUCGACGGAGACAAAUGGAGAAUCCAUGUUUGGGGAGAUGUGACUCAUUUGGACCAAACCGGUUUCUUAAAAUCCGGUUUUGGUGGUGACAGAACCUCUGGUUAA
Brassica oleracea var. oleracea is the source of this 1055-nucleotide messenger RNA. RefSeq names its product phosphoglycerate mutase-like protein 4. The transcript has 7 exons. Bases 354 to 1055 code for a protein of 233 amino acids. Gene Ontology annotation, cellular component: cytosol; cytoplasm. NCBI's taxonomy places the organism in Eukaryota, Viridiplantae, Streptophyta, Magnoliopsida, Brassicales, Brassicaceae. The record is from RefSeq and is a predicted model, not a curated record. Gene Ontology annotation, molecular function: phosphatase activity.